This is a messenger RNA of Symbiodinium natans, 525 nucleotides long. The record is from the annotation of a GenBank genome assembly. Lineage: Eukaryota; Dinophyceae; Suessiales; Symbiodiniaceae.
AUGGCCUACGUGCGCCCGCACAUGGAGGACUACCAGCAGGUCACAGGCCAGAUUGAGGUGUUGGUCCGAAGCAUCGGGGGAACAACCCUCACAUACAACAUGGACAAGACCGCCAUCAUCGGAGACUUGAAGCAGCGGAUAACAAAACAGACCGGAGUGAAGUACCACGAGAUCCGGCUUGUGUUGCAACACCAGCAAGCCGAGCCUGACACCUUCGAGAAAAUCUACAAGUACGCGACACGGGGAAGCCCCCUUGAAAUGAGCCUCGUCGUGAUGCCCUCCUGCCGAUGGUGCAACGUCCACCUCACUGCCGCCACGACGACGGUGGAGACCGACAUCGGGGAGUACUGCUCGCAGCGAUGCCAUGCCUUGAUGAGCCGAGAGCUGCAAGAUCCCAACAGCGUCUUCGCCGUCUUCGGGAUCAGCGCGGAGACGCAGCCCCGGCCACAGCAGCAACUUCCGCCGGCCUAUGCGACCCUGGGCUACGAAACGGGCUGGGGGACAGAGCCGCGUCGAUUCGCCUGA